AUGCAAUCCCUCUCCCUCCUUCAUGUUGCAACAUUGGCCAUGGAGAAAUUUCACCACCUUGCCCUACUUGGACUUGUGUUACUAUGUUUUCUUUCAGCUUCCUUCGCCAUGCUCCCGACCAAUAUUACCACUGAUCAGUCAUCUCUUCUUGCCUUGAGAGCUCACAUUUCAGUUGACCCUCUACAAAUCUUGGCCAAAAACUGGUUUGUUGGCUCUUCGGUCUGCGAUUGGAUUGGAGUCUCUUGUGGCUCUCGUCAUCCUAGAGUGACUGCCUUGGACAUUUCAACCAUGGGCCUUACCGGCAUCAUCCCUCCACAACUGGGAAAUCUAUCAUUUCUUGUUUCUCUUGACAUGAGUGCGAACAACUUCCAUGGAGAACUACCACAUGAGUUUGUUGGAUUGCGCCGAUUAAAACUCCUUAAUUUGAGUGUCAACAAUCUCGAAGGAGAGUUACCCUGGUGGAUUGGUUCAUUUCCUCAACUUCUUUGCUUGUCUCUCAGUAACAAUAGUUUCACUGGUCUUAUCCCUUCUUCCAUCUCUAACAUGUCAAAGCUAGAGGGGAUAAGUCUUUCGUACAACCUUCUGCAAGGAAACAUUCCCACGGGGAUUUUCAAUAUUUCCUCCCUCCAAUUGAUUCGCCUAACGGGUAAUGGCCUAUCUGGAACUAUUCCAAGUGAUAUGUGUCACCAUCUUCGAGGACUAAGUUUGCUUGCCCUGUCACAGAAUAAGCUGAAUGGUCAAUUACCCUCAAGUUUAGGCCAAUGUUCAGAACUUCAGACACUGUCUUUGUCUUUCAACGGCUUUACAGGAUCCAUACCGAAAGAAAUUGGGGACCUGAAGAAUCUCGAGGUGCUAUUCUUGAGUUACAACUAUUUAGAAGGUGUCAUACCACGAGAGAUUGGCAACUCGUUCUUUCUCCAACAACUCAGCUUACAAUUCAAUAGCUUAACUGGUUCCAUACCAAUAGAGAUCUUCAACCUCUCAAAGUUGAGUAUUAUGGCAGUUACACAAAAUCAACCUCCAAUAACUGAAUUAAAGGUAACCAUUCUUGGAUCAACAUUCUCUAAUUAG
This is a messenger RNA of Coffea eugenioides, 1071 nucleotides long. Its product is annotated as probable leucine-rich repeat receptor-like protein kinase At5g63930. The coding region runs from base 1 to 1071 and encodes 356 amino acids. The record is from RefSeq and is a predicted model, not a curated record. NCBI's taxonomy places the organism in Eukaryota, Viridiplantae, Streptophyta, Magnoliopsida, Gentianales, Rubiaceae. The transcript is spliced from 2 exons. Gene Ontology annotation, molecular function: protein binding.